AUGACGAUGGUUAUGGAAAACCAGAACCGCCCCUAUGGCGGCAUGAGCUUCGACAAUGUCUACCACCACACCCCACCACAAUUCACAGAUCCGUGGGCGGCGCACACUUCAUCGCACUCGACACCACCAGUCUAUGCGACUUCCAUGGGUAAUGGUGCCAGCAUGGGUCUCAGUCAGGUCAAGCAGGAGGAAGUGAACCGCACCGGCAUGUCUAUGCCAUACCCCAACAUCCCUGUGUCCGCCCCCUCAAUGGUGGCUGGGAGCACCUACGCGGCCGCCAGUUAUGGCCCCGAGGUAAUGGGAAUGCAACACGAGGUGCCACGCACAACUUUCGAUCAGGCUCCCUCCUACACAACCGCUCCCCCAAUGAGCAGUUUCGCGCCUUCCAGCUAUGCCUACGCCCCCAUUCACCCCUCCCCGCAAGACGCCCGCCGUAUCUCGCACUCAGAUGCCGCCCGCGUUGGCUCUUCAGCUUCCGCCCCCACUUUCGGUGACGCGCUCGACGCCAGCCGUGGAAUGGUCGCUCUCAGCCAGGACUUGACCCCGCGUAACAUCUACGGCCCCGGCCCUCGCGGCACGCGAAGCUCAGCCGAUUCCUACGGUUUCCCUUCCACCCAGUCGUCCGCUUCAUCCAUCUCAUCCGGCGGCAACUACCCCUACUACAGCGCAUCUGUGGGUUCCGUCGACUCCUCCGUGACAGACUAUAGCUCCACAACUUCCGAGUCAUAUGAAUCGCGCACUCUCCCCCGGCCGACCAGCCUCUUGGCCGGCAGUGCCCCCCCUGGCCCACAAUCAAUGAUGAGCCAAUUCAGCUCCAAGAUGCCCUCCAACACCCAGAAGAAGCACAAGUGCAAGGUCUGCGACAAGCGGUUCACGCGUCCGUCUUCCCUGCAGACGCAUAUGUACAGCCACACUGGUGAAAAGCCAUUCGCGUGUGAUGUCGAAGGCUGUGGGCGGCACUUCUCCGUUGUCUCAAACCUGCGUCGACACAAGAAGGUCCACAAGGGCGAGAAGGACACCGGCUCUGGCGAUGACGACGAGUAA
Molecule: messenger RNA, 1044 nt
Organism: Penicillium hordei
Lineage: Eukaryota; Fungi; Ascomycota; Eurotiomycetes; Eurotiales; Aspergillaceae
Product: C2H2-type zinc finger protein
Exons: 3
Coding region: 1-1044 (347 amino acids)
Biological process (GO): regulation of transcription by RNA polymerase II
Cellular component (GO): nucleus
Molecular function (GO): DNA-binding transcription factor activity, RNA polymerase II-specific; RNA polymerase II cis-regulatory region sequence-specific DNA binding
Source: RefSeq, a predicted model, not a curated record